Zonotrichia albicollis (white-throated sparrow) is the source of this 2978-nucleotide messenger RNA. The record is from RefSeq and is a predicted model, not a curated record. Lineage: Eukaryota; Metazoa; Chordata; Aves; Passeriformes; Passerellidae.
CUUUUCUCGGGGUCACUCUGACCAGCUAGAGAUCCCAACAUCCAUGGAACCCUCUAAUAGGGAGUCAGGGGAGAAGGGAUCACUGGGACCCUCAAAUACCCUGGGUCAUCUGUAAGCAAGACCCCAGAAUAGAGGAGCCACAGGAACCCCAUCAGCCAGGGGAAGGGAAACCCCAAAACCCAGAGUGGAGAAACAAGAGAGGUGAAUCUCCUGUGAGGAUUUUUUUGGGGGCUGAGCCUUUGUGUUUUGGAGAUUUUUAUGGACACAUAAUAUCUGGUCACUUUCUGAGAGGAACUUGGGUAGGAGGAACCCCAGCCUAAGGUGUUCACCUAUUCUUCCUCCCCCCAGACCAAGAUUUGUCCUUCCCAAGCCUUGGGCCAAUGGAGGAGAAGGAAGAGCCCCAGAGAUGCAGCAUGAGGAGGGGCUGCAAACCCAGCCCAGGGAGCUGCAAGAAGGAAAGACCCCCUGUGUGCCAGAAAGGUGGUGUGAGGUCCAGCCAGAGCUCAGAGCUGGUGGAGAAGCCCCACAAAUGCUUGGAAUGUGGGAAGGGCUUCAGCCGCAACUCCCACCUGCUCCGGCACCAGAUGAUCCACACUGGAGAACAGGUGGAACAACCCUACAAGUGUGGGGAAUGUGAGAAAACCUUCAGAGACAGCUCCAACCUGAUCCGGCACCUGAGGAUCCACACUGGGGAACGGCCCUAUGAGUGUUAUUUGUGUAAGAAGAGCUUCAGACAGAGCUGCAGCCUGAUGGAACACCGGAGGAUCCACACUGGGGAAAAGCCCUACGAGUGCUUGGACUGUGGGAAGAGCUUUGGGUGGCACUCUGACCUGAUCCGGCACCGGAGGACCCACACUGGCGAGAGGCCCUACGAGUGUUCCGAGUGUGGGAAGAGGUUUCGGAGCAAGUCCCAUGUCCUCCUGCAUCAGCGCAUUCACACAGACGAGAGGCCCUUCCGCUGCCCCGACUGCGGGAAGGGCUUCAAACGCAACUCCCACCUCACCCUGCACCGGCGCAUCCACACCGGGGAGAGGCCCUAUGAGUGUGGGGAAGUGUGGGGAAUGUGGGAAGAGCUUCAGGGGUAGCUCCAGCCUGAGGCAGCACCAGGUGAUCCACAGUGGGGAAAAGCCCUAUGAGUGCUUGGAGUGUGGGCAGAGCUUCAGCUGGAGCUCCAGUCUGACCAAGCACCAGAGGAUCCAUAGUGGGGAAAGGCCCCAUGAGUGCUUGGAGUGUGGGAAAAGAUUCAGUGGGAGGUUUGCCCUGAGUCACCACCAGAGAACUCACACUGGGGAACGACUUUAUGAGUGUUUGGAAUGUAAGAAGAGCUUCAGCUACAAGUCCAGCCUGCGCAGCCACCAGAAGAUCCAUACUGGGGAACGGCCCUAUAAAUGCUUGGAAUGCGAGAAGAGCUUCAGCGAUAGCUUUUGUCUGAUUCGCCACCGGAUAAUUCACACAGGGGAACGGCCCUACACAUGUAGAAAAUGUCGGAAGAGCUUCAGUGACUACUCCAACCUCCUCAACCACCAGCGCCUGCACUCUGAGGAACGGCCCUACCAGUGUGAGGACUGUGGGAAGAGGUUCAAGCUCCUGUCCUACCUCAGCCGCCACCAGAGCAUCCACACCGGGGAGAGGCCCUACGAGUGUCCUGGGUGUUGGAAGAGGUUUCGGCUCCGUGCCCAUCUCCUCCAUCAUCAGCCAAUACACACCGAGGGGAAGCCCUUCUGCUGCCCGGACUGCGGGAAGGGCUUCAAACGCAACUCCUCCCUCAACACCCACCAGCGCAUCCACACCGGGGAGAGGCCCUACGAGUGUGGGGAGUGUGGGAAGAGCUUCACCAAGAGCUCUUACUUGACAGAACACCAACGGAGGCAUCACUGAGGGAAGCCCUUCGAGUGCCCCAAGUGUGGGAAGAGCUUCAGCUCCCAUCUGACUUGGCACCAGGUGAUCCACACUGGGGAAAAGCCCUAUGAGUGCAUGGAAUGUGGGAAGAGCUUCAGGUGGAGCUCUGACCUCAACAAGCACCACAAGGUCCACACUGGGGAAAGGCCCUAUGAGUGUAGGGAAUGUGGGAAAAGCUUCAGCCUGAGCUCCAGACUCAUCCGGCACCAAACAACUCACACUGGGGAAAAGCCCUAUGAGUUCUCAGAAUGUGGGAAGCGUUUUAAUUGCAACUUCCACCUCAUCAGGCACCUGCGCUGCCACACCAGGGAACGGCCCUACAAGUGCUUGGAGUAUGGGAAGAGCUUUAGACGGAGCUCCAGCCCAAACAUCCACUGGCGCAUCCACACCGGACAGAAGCCCUGUGAGUGUCCUGAGUGUGGGAAGAGGUUUUGGAACACCAAGAAACUCCUCCAACAUCAGCCAACACACACAGGGAAGAGGCCAUUCCACUGCCCCGACUGCGAGAAGCGCUUCAGCCGCAACUCCCACCUGGUCAGCCAUCGGUGCAUCCACACCGGGGAGAAGCCCUACAAGUGUGGGGAGUGUGGGAAGAGCUUCAGCACGAGCUCCGACCUGAUCCAGCACCAGAACAUCCACACUGAGAAACGGCCCAGUAAAUGUGAGGAAUGUGGGAAGAGCUUCAUGCAGAGCUCCCACCUUAUCAGCCACCAAAAGAUCCACACCGGCAAACGUGAAUGGCCAUAUGAGUGCUUGAAAUGUGGAAAGGGCUUGAGCCGGAGCUCCAACCUCAUUAAGCACCAGAGGAUCCACACUGGGGAGCGACCCUAUGAAUGUGGGGAAUGUGGGAACAGCUUCAGGCACAGAUCCAACCUCAUCCACCACCAAACAACCCACACCGAGGAACAGCCCUACAGGUGCUUGGAAUGUGGGAAGGGCUUUAACCGCAACUUCCACCUCAUGAGGCACCAGCACAUGCACACCAGGGAGAGGCCCUGAGUGUGGGAAGAGCUUUGUGCACUGCUCCAGCUCCAUCCCCCUGGGAGGAUCCACACUGGAUGAUCCCCAGUGACCCCUGU